GAAAAUUUUGUUAAUUAGUUUAGAUACCUUUCCGCACUGAGUGCUGGAUUGUAUGAAAGUGGGAGAAUCCAGCACAUCGCCCACUUGAACAAAGGCUUGAUUACCAGUGUACGAGGAAAGAUCACGUACCGUCAUUUGCCUGCGAAAACAGGAGGACGAAGUUGUUUAUUUUGUUAGCAGCAGCAGCAGCAGCAGCAGGAGGACGAAGAGAUACUUGUGCCGUACUCGGAUUUGGUCGAAGGCCCUGCGCCUAUGGAAGUAGCCCAAGUGGAGCCGGCUUGUACAGUUGAUAGUCAGCCAGUGGAGGAUCCUCCAGCGAUGAAAUUCGUUUGGCCAAUUGAGCACUUUACUAGGUUGAACACCAAAAAGCACUACUCUGACAUGUUCGUUGUUGGCGGCUAUAAAUGGCGGAUACUAAUAUUUCCCAAGGGAAAGAAAGUGGACUACUUGUCAAUGUAUUUGGAUGUGGCAGAUUCCGGGACGUUGCCAUAUGGGUGGAGUAGAUAUGCGCACUUCAGCUUGGCAGUAGUAAAUCAGAUCCAUCCCAAGUACUCAAUAAGAAAGGACACACAACACCAGUUCAAUGCAAGAGAAAGUGACUGGGGAUUCACUUCAUUCAUGCUUCUUGGUGAUCUUUAUGACCAGAGUAGGGGAUAUCUGGUGAACGAUACAGUUGUGGUUGAAGCUGAGAUUUCUGUCUCUAAGGUUCUUGAUUACGGGUCAUAUGACUCGAAAAAGGAAACUGGUUAUGUUGGGCUCAAGAAUCAGGGAGCAAAUGGUCAUAUGAAUUCUCUACUCCAGACUUGGUACCAUAUACCAUACUUCAGAAAGUGUGUGCAUCAUGUGCCGACAACUGAGGAUGGCAUGCCUUCAGGAAGCAUCCCUUUGGCACUACAACGUUUAUUCUAUAAACUUCAAUACAGUGAAAGCAGUGUUGCAACUAAAGAAUUGACCAAGUCUUUUGGUCCCACGCAUGAUUUGUUUAUGAAACAUGACCCGCCGGAACUUAAUAGAGUUCUUAUUGAAAAGCUUGAAGAUAAAAUGAAGGGAACUAUUGUGGAGGGUACAAUACAACAGUUAUUUGAAGGACAUUACAGGAAUUACAUUGAAUGCUUCAAUGUGGACUACAAAUCUACAUGGAAAGAAUCAUUUUAUGACCUCCAGCUUGAUGUGAAAGGCUGUCGGGAUGUUUAUGCUUCUUUUAGUAAGUUUGUGGAAGUCAAACGUCUUGAGGGUGACAACAAAUACCACUCCGAAGAACUCGGUUUGCAGGAUGCUAAGAAGGGUGUCCUGUUUAUUGACUUCCCUCCUGUUCUUCAACUUCAGCUAAAGCGAUUUGAAUAUGAUUUUAUGCAGGAUACUACGGUUAAGAUAAAUGAUCGCUAUGAAUUUCCUCUUCAACUUGACCUUGAUAGGGAGAAUGGAAAAUAUCUAUCACCUGAAUCAGAUAAGAGUGUUCGCAACCUCUACACUCUUCAUAGUGUCUUGGUUCAUAGUGGUGGGGUUCAUGGUGGACAUUACCAUGCUUUCAUCAGACCAACCCUUUCAGACCAGUGGUACAAGUUUGGUGAUAAAUGUGUGACAAAAGAGGAUGCGAAGAGGGCUUUGGAAGAGCAAUAUGGUGGUGAGGAUGAGACCAGUCCUGACUUCAAUAAUACUCCUUUCAAAUUGACAAGAUACUCAGAUGCAUACAUGCUUGUGUAUGUACGGGAAAGUGACAAGGACAAAGUAAUAUGUAAUGUGGAUGAGAAAGACAUAGCCGAACAUCUGAAGAUAAGAUUGAAAAAAGAACAAGAGAUAGAGAAGAAAGAGAGAUUUAAGGAACAAGCAAACCACUACACUAUUAUUAAGGUUGUUCGAGAUGAGGACCUGGCAGAACAAAUUGGAAGGGAUAUAUAUUUUGACCUUGUUGAUCAUGACAAAGUUCGUAAAUUCCAUAUUCACAAACAAACAUCCUUUAAUAAUUUCAAGGAGGAGGUUGCAAAAGAGUUUGGCAUACCACUGCAGUUUCAGCGUUUCUGGAUUUGGGCCAAGAGACAAAACUACACCUAUCGCCCCACUCGACCAUUGACACCUCUGGAAGAAUCACAAUCAGUUGGACAAAUUGAAGGGGUAUCAAAUAAAAUGCACAAUGCGGAGCUAAAGUUGUUUUUGGAAGUAGAGUUUGGACCGAUUCAACGUCCUAUUUCUCUGCCUAACAAAACCGAGGAAGAUAUCCUGCUUUUUUUAAAGCUUUAUGAACCUGAGAAACAAGAACUACGUUUUGUUGGCAGGCUUUUCGUGAAGAGUUUUACCAAGCCAGUGGAGAUUUUAGCAAAGUUCAAUCAACUUGCUGGUUUUUCCCUUGAUGAAGAAAUUGAAAUUUAUGAGGAAAUAAGGUUUAAGCCUUCUGUCAUGUGCCAACGCCUUGACAAGAUGAUCUCAUUUCAGUCGAGCCAGAUUGAAGAUGGGGACAUUAUAUGCUUUCAGAAAUCUACUCCGCUUGAAAUUGACAAAGGAUGUAAAUACCCUGAUGUUCCUUCAUUUUUGGACUAUGUGCACAAUCGCCGGAUUGUUCAUUUCCAUUCUUUGGAGAAACCGACGGUGGAGGAUUUUUGUUUAGAAUUGUCAAAGCUACACACUUAUGAUGAUGUGGUGGAGAAAUUAGCUCACCACAUUGGUUUGGAGGAUCCUACCAAAAUCAGACUCACUGCACAUAACUGCUAUUCUCAACAACCUAGGGCCCAACCAAUCAAAUAUCGGGGAGUAGAGCAUUUAACAGAAAUGUUAACUCAUUACAAUCAAAACUCUGAUAUUUUGUACUAUGAAGUCUUUGAAAUUACCCUGCCAGAAUUGCAAGAUCUGAAACAUCUGAAAGUUGCUUUUCAUCAUGCUACAAAAGAUGAGGUGGAGAUUCACUGUAUUAGAUUGCCUAAACAGAGCAUUGUUGGGGAUGUGAUUAAUGUACUUAAAACGAAGGUAGAGCUGUCUCAUCCAAAUGCAGAACUUCGACUGCUUGAGGUUUUCGAUCACAAGAUCUACAAGAUCUUCCCAAACAGUGAGAAAAUUGAGAAUAUUAAUAACCAGUACUGGACUUUGCGUGCAGAGGAGAUUCCAGAAGAAGAGAAAAACUUGGGUCUCUAUCGUCGCUUGAUUCAUGUUUUCCACUUCACGGUUACUGUAUUGAACCAGAUGGUAGAUCAAGUGCAAAAUUUUGGGGAACCUUUCGUAUUGGUUAUCCAUGAAGGGGAAACUUUAGCUGAAGUUAAAAAAAGGAUACAAAAGAAAUUGCAAGUCCCGGAUGAGGAGUUCUCAAAGUGGAAGUUUGCAUUCUUGUCACUUGGUCGUCCAGAGUACCUGCAGGAUUCUGCUAUUGUUUCCAGACGAUUUCAGAGGAGAGAAUCUUAUGCCACAUGGGAGCACUGCCUUGGGUUGGAGCACUCUGAUAAAGCUCCUAAGAGGGCUCACGCAGCAAAUCAAGCUGCCCAAGUAACCUUAGAGUCCAUGGCGUCUAAUGUUGGCCAUGAGACAGCAAGCAGAGAAAUUGAAAUGCAAAAUGAUGACCUGGAUGGCCCUGCUUCUCCAGCAGUUGAUCGAACUCUGAGAAGACUUUCUGCUGCAGAGGAUCUAUUGAAGUCCACUUCAGCCAGAGGACCAUCAGUAGAGGCUUUGGCUGCAUUAGACACUGUGAGCCGCUAUGCAAGGAGCAGCCUAGACACACUCUGCACGAAUGGGGCUUAUGAGGAGUUCAAAGCAGCCUUGAAACUCGUGACUGAACAAGGGAUGAUCCAUUCAACGAUCACUUCCAUGUUCAAGGAUCUUCUUUCGUCUUUGGAGGGUGAAAUGCCGAAGUACGUGGCCGCAGUAAAAGAGCUUGCCCAAGCUGAAGAUUUUCGAGUCGAACACGAAGGGAUAAUAACUCAAAUGGGACUGGCCAUGCAGAAAUGCCAAGAGAGGAAAGACAUUGUGGCCAAUUAUGAUGCCAAGGUUACAGAACUCGAGGCUGAACUGGUCCGAGUAAAGGCAGAACGAGCUGAGGCAAUGGCGAAUCUAGAAACUGCUGUGGAUGAAAUGGAACCUCUUAAGCAGAGGUUUGCAGAUAGCUCAUUAAAAUCUGAAAACUUGAUUGUGAGGCAGGCUACCUUGACAUUGCAAAAGUGUAGUUCUGUUGGAACCUGGGCCGUCAUACAAGAUGCACUGAAGAAGUACUUUAAGUUUUAGAAAUAUUUGCUUUUGUGAAUAAGCCCUUUCUUGGCCCAAAAGUUUGUAUGAACAUGCAAAGAAAUGAACACGUCGUGCAAAAUUCAGGUAGCUUGUUUCCUCACAUUGCUCGAGUCUGAAUGGGAAGGAAGAUAAUUGUGCUGA
This is a messenger RNA of Pyrus x bretschneideri (Chinese white pear), 4344 nucleotides long. RefSeq names its product ubiquitin C-terminal hydrolase 13-like. Lineage: Eukaryota; Viridiplantae; Streptophyta; Magnoliopsida; Rosales; Rosaceae. The transcript is spliced from 32 exons. Gene Ontology annotation, biological process: regulation of protein stability; protein deubiquitination. Bases 253 to 4200 code for a protein of 1315 amino acids. The record is from RefSeq and is a predicted model, not a curated record. Gene Ontology annotation, cellular component: cytosol; nucleus. Gene Ontology annotation, molecular function: protein binding; cysteine-type endopeptidase activity; cysteine-type deubiquitinase activity.